AAUCUCCACCAAAACGCAUGCAAACCAAUCUCUCUCUCUCUCUCUCUCUCUCUCUAAAAAAACGUGUCGCCUCCUACACUUCCGUCCUUCGACCCUUUCCUUCGCUUUCCUCUCUCUCUCUCUCUCUCUCCCUAGCAUAUUGAACUUUUACUUCAGUAUAUCUCAUACAAUAUAUAUAUCGUAAUCAAACUCGCCGGACUUCAAUUCCGAUUGCCGGAGCUCGCGGAUCUCCGUUUCAGCAGCAAUCUCGCAGAGUGAUGCUCUUGUCAAUUUAAAUUUGAAAUCUGGAGCAUUUCUCUCCUGCCCAAAUCAUAUACAAUACUUCGAUUGUUGUUUGAUAUGAGAAUAUACAGAAGCUGUUGCUGUUCAUGAGGGCAUUUAAAUCAUGGAGAUGGGUGGUCAGGAAAAGACACAUAUUAUUUGACGGGGGAACAUGCGGAGUCAAAAUGAAACAACUGCCGUUUAUGGUAAUUGUUUGUACAGUCAUGUUGUUCAUAGUAUACAGAACCACAAAUUAUCAAUAUCGACAGACAGAGAUAGACGAACGAUUGAACCCCUUCUACACAUCGAAGGAUAUUGGUGUGGCUUACAAUAGUUUGGCUAGUUUACCUCGUGGCAUCAUUCAAGCUGGUUCAGAUUUGGAGUUAAAACCUCUAUGGUCAACAAGUAGUUUGAGGGAAAAGGUUGAUGUUUCAAGCUCUCAUAACUUACUAGCAAUUCCAGUUGGCAUUAAACAAAAGAGUAAUGUUGAUGUUAUUGUUCAAAAGUUUCUUUCAGAGAAUUUUACAAUUAUAUUAUUCCAUUAUGAUGGCAAUAUGGAUGGAUGGUGGGAUCUUCCAUGGAGUAAGAACGCUACACAUAUAGUUGCUCAAAACCAAACAAAAUGGUGGUAUGCAAAACGCUUUCUGCAUCCAGCUGUUGUAUCUAUCUAUGAUUAUAUAUUUCUUUGGGAUGAGGAUUUGGGGGUGGAGAAUUUUCACCCAGGAAGAUACUUGCAUAUUGUGAAAUCGGAAGGAUUGGAGAUAUCUCAGCCAGCUUUGGACCCAAAUUCGACUGGUAUACAUCACAAAAUAACAAUACGGUCAAGAACAAAUAAGUUUCAUAGAAGAGUCUGGGAUGUUAGAGGCAGUACAAAGUGUUCAGAGGACAGCGAUGGUCCACCAUGCACAGGAUUUGUGGAAGGAAUGGCUCCAGUAUUUUCAAGAUCUGCCUGGCAUUGUGCUUGGCAUCUUAUACAGAAUGAUCUUGUUCAUGGAUGGGGAAUGGACAUGAAACUUGGGUAUUGUGCACAGGGUGACCGGACAAAAAAUGUGGGAGUAGUUGAUAGUGAAUAUAUUGUUCAUCAAGCAAUACCAACUCUGGGCGGGCCAUCUGCAAAAAAGGCUUCAAAUCCUGAAGAGUCAAUGAAGAAACCUACUUUUGAUAUGCGGGCUGAGAUACGAAGGCAAUCGACAUCAGAGCUUCUAACAUUUAAAAAGCGUUGGGAUCAAGCAGUGAAGCAGGACAGGAAGUGGGUCGAUCCAUUUAGAAGAAAGCGAAAGCUGAUACUGAGACGCAAGCAAAGAUUACACAUUUGAGUUUUUUGUAUCUCACUUCCAUAUGUUGUAAUUUAAUUUGUCUUGGCUCAUUGGAUCUCAUAAUUAUUUCAUUAUUUUAGUUAGUCCAUGUUUUUCAUUUACUUGUCGCGUAAUGUUUCUAUUCAUCUUCAAACUUCACUUAAUAGCAUCAAAUUUCAUUUUA
Messenger RNA from Camellia sinensis, 1740 nucleotides. Its product is annotated as lysine ketoglutarate reductase trans-splicing-like protein (DUF707). The record is from RefSeq and is a predicted model, not a curated record. NCBI's taxonomy places the organism in Eukaryota, Viridiplantae, Streptophyta, Magnoliopsida, Ericales, Theaceae.